AUGAAGACAGUCACCUUCAGUGUUAAGUCUAGCAGGCGUGAGGUAGGCUUUACUCUUGCUAUCCUAAGAAACAGACCCGUAUUCCCCAGGCUGCACAUUAGGACAACACUCUCCAAAGACAGCGUGGCGCCUCCCAGGACGGUGUCCCCAGCCAGGGGAGUCCUCCAGAGCGAGGAGAACUGUAGCUUUUCUCCUGGGCUGGGGCCCUGGGAGCUCCCCUCCCCCACAGACGUGUCUUGGGUGUUUCAGGAGCCUGUGACUUUCCAGGACGUGGCCGUGGACUUCACCCAGAGGGAAUGGGGGUGCCUGCAGCCCACCCAGAAAGCCCUGUACCGGGACGUGAUGCUGGAGAACUACAGGAACCUGGUGUGCCUGGGCCUCGUGUUCUCCAAGCCCUGGGUAAUCUGCCAGCUGGAGCAGGGAGACACGCCCUGGGGGCCAGAGGGUGAUGCCCCUAGAAUCAACAAUGCAGGUCAGGAGAGUAAGGCAGAAACCAAGCGAUUAUUUCCUAAGCUGGGCUUACAUGUGGAAGAGUCAUCCCAGGAGAGACUCACAAUGGAUGGUCCUUGGGGCUCUGAGUUGGAAGGAGACUGGAAAUACAGAACGAGGUUAGAGAGUCAGCAGAACAAAGGGGAGAAACCUCAUGGAUGUAAUCAAUGUGGGAAAAGUUUUCGUUGGAACAUACAUCUUGUUCAACAUCAACGGGUGCAUACUGGAGAGAAGCUUUAUAAAUGUAAUGAAUGUGAAAAGGCCUUCCGCCAGAAAACGCAACUUACUCGGCAUAAGCAAAUUCAUACUGGAGAGAAACCUUAUGAAUGUAAUGAAUGUGGGAAGGCCUUCCGUUGGAAGACAAGCUUAAUGAGCUUAAUGAGAAUUCGUACUGGAGAGAAACCUUAUCCUUGUAAUGAAUGUGGGAAGGCCUUCCAUUGGAAGACACAGCUUAAUGAACACUGGAGAAUUCGUACUGGAGAGAAACCUUAUCCUUGUAAUGAAUGUGGGAAAGCCUUCCGAAAGAAUGCCCAGCUUAUUCAACAUCAACGAAUUCAUACAGGAGAGAAACCUUAUGAAUGUAAUGAAUGUGGCAAAGCUUUCCGAAAGAACACACAUCUUGCUGAUCAUCAGAGAAUCCACACUGGAGAGAAACCUUACGAAUGCAGUGACUGUGGGAAAACUUUUCGUUGGAGCACACAACUUAGCCAACAUCAACGACUUCAUACUGGAGAGAAACCAUAUGAAUGCAAUGAAUGUGGAAAGGCCUUCCGCCAGAGCACACACCUUACCGAACAUCAGAGAAUUCAUACUGGAGAGAAGCCUUAUGCAUGUGAUAAAUGUGGGAAGGCUUUCAGCUGGAACACACAACUUACUCAACACCAGGGAAUUCACACUGGUGAGAAACCUUACGAAUGUGAUGAAUGUGGGAAGGCUUUCUGUCAGAAUACACAGCUUACUCAACACCAGAGAAUUCACACUGGUGAGAAACCU
Molecule: messenger RNA, 1482 nt
Organism: Vombatus ursinus (common wombat)
Lineage: Eukaryota; Metazoa; Chordata; Mammalia; Diprotodontia; Vombatidae
Product: zinc finger protein 383-like
Biological process (GO): regulation of DNA-templated transcription
Source: RefSeq, a predicted model, not a curated record